Messenger RNA from Rotaria socialis, 3039 nucleotides. The record is from the annotation of a GenBank genome assembly. Lineage: Eukaryota; Metazoa; Rotifera; Eurotatoria; Philodinida; Philodinidae.
AUGCUUUCUCAAGAACGAAGUACACAAACGGAUCAAUCACUUGUAACUCGUCCAUUAUCUCGUUUGAAACUCAAAGAUGGUCUGAAGUUUGCCUCAUCUUUACUACUACCACUCGCAUUGGGUGUCUUCACUGUUAUCAUCACAUUUGAACAACAUAAUUCAUCUAAGCAGCAACGUGAAGUGGAUCGAAAAGGAUCUGAACUUCAACGUGAACAGGAAAGAAACUUGACAGAUCAGAAAUAUCAAAACGACCGUUUCGAUACUUACAUUAAUGCGAUGGCUAAAUUAUUGGAAGAAAACAGUGGUUCACUUAGACGCAAUGACGUUACGUCUACUGUUGCUCGAGUUAAAACCUUGAAUACAUUUCGUCAACUAGACGCACAUCGUAAUGUUCAAAUUAUUCGCUUUCUCUACGAAGCCAAACAACUCACAGAUACACCGGAAAACCUUUCCCUCGAUCUUUCAACAGCAAAACUAUUUAAUAUCGAUUUUCGUGAUGCAGCAGUUGAUACAAAACUAGGUGUAAAAAAAUUAGAUCAAAUAUCAUUGGCAGGAAUCUUUCUAUCGAAUGUCACAUUUGCAGACAUUCAGAUAAGACAUGCUAAUUUUUCUCACGCUCAGUUUCACAUCGCUAAUUUUUCCUUGGGGUUGAUUGAUGAUGCCAAUUUUUCAUCAGCUAGUUUGAAUCAUGCUAAUUUUUCAUUUGGGAUCAUUCGCAAUGUUAUCUUCGAAUCAAGUUCUCUUCGACAUAUCAAUUUUUCAUCCGGAAACAUUCGCAAUGUUACCUUCGAAUCAAGUUCUCUUCGAAAUAUCAAUUUUUUAUCUGUUUCACUGAUUAAUGUUUUACUGUCAUCAAAUCAAAUCGACCAUGCGAAUUUUACAUCUGCUAAGCUCUUAAAAGUUUCUUUUUCGUUUGGAACACUUCAGAAUGUCGAUUUCUCAUAUUCUCUAGUGAACAAUGUGGAUUUCACAUCUGCAACACUUUCAAAUGUGUGUUUUUCACACGCACAGCUCGUCAAUGUCAAGUUUAUAUCUACCAAACUUAACAACGUGAGUUUUUCAUCUACUGAGCUCAGUCAUCCCCUAUUUUUAAAUGCGAAACUUCAUAACACUACUUUCGCUUCCGCCAUUUUAGCUUCAGCUGAGUUUUCCGACGUUCGAGCAUCUUUUACGAAUUUCAUAGAGACCAUUGCUUUACAAGCUAAAUUUGUAUGUAGUAUUUUAACUUAUUCGAACUUUCCGGAUUCGAAUAUUAAACGUACUACAUUUGUGGGCACUACCCUGAAAGAAAUUGAUUUUUCUCGUGCCAACCUAUACAAGGUUUUUUUUCGUAAUACCGAUAUUGAAGAUGUACAAUUGGGAAGAGCACUAUCUAUUCACGGCGCUGAACUGCCUAACGGAACACGGGUUCAUGAUAUCAACUUGAUCAACGGUGGGCAGCUUAAUUGCAAGCAUGCUCUUAUUCAUGGGUGGACAUUGAGAAAUGUGAAUGUCACUGUGGUUAUGUCCAAUAAGAGUAAUAAUAAUUGUCAGUUCAACAUACAACCACUUUCUAUCGAAGCUACUAUGUGCAAACGCAUCAAUUUAUUAGACAAGUGGGAUUCAAGGUUUUGGUCAUAUUCCCAAGCUGAAUUUAAUGCAAGCAUGAGUACUGGUGUAACAAUGGAGUUAAGAGGAAUCAAUAGUAAUAAUCGAGUUGUUGCUCGACAAAGUUUAAAUUUCAAUGUCACAAAUACUAGAUUACUUUUGAGUGACGAAAUUCGCGAGCUAGAAGUGUUCAUCGACUUUACUGCGCUUGGCCAUGGCAGCAAUGUAAUAGAUUAUUGGUUUGAUGAUAUUAAACUCAUCAUCAUUUAUGGUACAUAUUCAGAAUUAUUGCGAUUUAUGCCCAUUGUUCCUACUGACGUGAAAUGGGUACAGAAUGGUGUGACUAUUGUUGGAGGCAACGAGCAGGGCAAUGCCAACAAUCAAUUAAGCCGCCCUUACGGCGUCUUCGUUGAUGAUGAUCAAACAGUGUUCAUUGCUGACAUGUGGAAUCAUCGUAUCAUCGAACGGCAGAUAAGUGAUAUUACGGAUGGACAAGGCAGUGGGAAUGGCAAUGAAACUGUCGUGUUGAGUGGCAAUGAAACUGUUGUAUUGGGUGGCAAUGAACAUGUUGUAUUGGGUGGCAAUGAACAUGUUGUAUUGGGUGGCAAUGAACAUGUUGUAUUGGGUGGCAAUGAACAUGUUGUAUUGGGUGGCAAUGAACAUGUUGUAUGGAGUGCUAAUGGACAACUCAUUGAGAGUGACAGUGAACAAUUUGUUCAACGCGGCCACGGGAAAGUCGUUGCUGGUGGAAAUGAGAAAGGAGGAGGACCAAAUCAAUUAGAAUAUCCAACGGAUGUAUUGAGCGAAAAAGAGACAAAUAGCCUCAUUAUUUGUGAUGAAGGAAAUCGACGAGUCGUACGAUGGUCUCGUCGUAAUGGCACAACACAAGGAGAAAUCCUCAUUGAUAACAUUCGAUGUUGGGGAUUGGCUAUGGAUGAUCAGAGAUAUCUCUAUGUAUCUGACAUCGAAAAGGACGAAGUACGGCGAUAUCGAGUAGGAAACAAGAAUAACACCCUCGUAGCUGGUGGCAAUGGCAAAGGUCAUGGUCUAAGUCAGCUCAGUGAGCCGAGGUAUCUCUUUGUUGAUCGAGAACAGAAUGUCUACGUGUCAGACUACAACAAUCAUCGUGUAAUGAAAUGGACUAAAGAUGCAACACAAGGCAUCAUCAUCGCUGGAGGAGACGGCGAAGGGACUGAUAAGACACAGUUGUAUCAUCCUAACGGGAUCUUCGUCGACAUCUUGGGCACUCUCUAUGUGGCAGACACUGAGAACCAUCGUGUAAUGCGAUGGGCUCAAGGAGCAAAACAAGGCAAAUUAGCGGUGGGCGGAAGUAGCUCUGGAAACGAACCAAAUCAGCUCAACGAGCCCACUGGUUUGUCUCUUGAUCUAGUUGGGAAUCUCUAUGUCGUUGAUUGUAAAAAUCAACGUGUUCAACAAUUUGCUCUCGAAUAG